Molecule: messenger RNA, 1371 nt
Organism: Huiozyma naganishii CBS 8797
Lineage: Eukaryota; Fungi; Ascomycota; Saccharomycetes; Saccharomycetales; Saccharomycetaceae
Gene: SSF2
Product: rRNA-binding ribosome biosynthesis protein
Exons: 1
Coding region: 1-1371 (456 amino acids)
Biological process (GO): rRNA processing; ribosomal large subunit assembly
Cellular component (GO): preribosome, large subunit precursor
Molecular function (GO): rRNA binding
Source: RefSeq, a predicted model, not a curated record
AUGGCGAAGAGAAGAUCCAAGAAAAGAACACACGUUGCGCCUACUCCGGAAUCCCAAAAGGGGAUUCCUAAGUCUAUGGUGAUUAGAGUUGGCCAGACGUCGCUUGCCAAUCACUCUUUGAACCAGCUGGUGAAAGAUUUCCGUAACAUUAUGCAGCCUCACACCGCCAUCAAGUUGAAGGAGAGGAAGUCCAAUAAGUUGAAGGAUUUUGUGGUCAUGUGUGGUCCGCUGGCUGUUUCGCAUCUUUUCAUUUUCACCCAGUCGGAAAAGACCGGGAACGUUUCUUUGAAAGUUGCUAGAACACCACAGGGUCCCACCAUCACUUUCAACGUGAUAGAUUACUCGCUGGGCAAAGAUAUCAAGAAGUUUUUGAAGAGACCAAAGUCGCUGAACAACGAGGAUCUGCUGAACCCACCGUUACUGGUUCUGAAUGGAUUUAGCACCAAGAAUAAGAACGAGGACGACCCGAAUGCUAACGUGGAAAAGAUUAUAAUCUCCAUGUUUCAAAACAUUUUUCCUCCGUUGAACCCGCAGACAACACAGUUGAAUUCUAUAAAGAGAGUGAUGAUGUUGAACAAAGAUCCCGUGACGAAGGAGAUCUCUCUACGUCAUUAUUUCAUCGACGUGAAGGACGUCGACAUCUCGAGAAACCUAAGGAAACUUUACACCGCCAAGAGCCACUUGAAUAAGACCGUCCCCAAUCUGAACAGAAAGAAGGAUAUAUCGUCGUUGAUCUUAGACCACGAUCUGGGCGCAUACACAUCCGAAUCCGAGGUUGAUGACGAGGAGGCUAUUGUCAACAUUAAUGAGAGCUAUGGGAAGAAUAAAAACGGCCAGAUAUCUGUCGAGAAACGGAAGAAAGAGAAACCAGCGAUCGACUUGGAAACCGGGCUGGAAAAGGAUGAGCUGGAUGUCGAGAUGGAGGAAGCGGCCACGAGGGACGCCGCCCAACCUGAAGCUUUGCCCAGAAAGAAGGCUAUCAGACUGACAGAAGUGGGCCCAAGAAUGAACUUGAAACUGGUGAAAAUCGAGGAAGGUAUCUGCGCGGGUAAAAUCUUGCACCAUGAGUAUGUCCAUAAGACCGAUCAAGAGAUUAAAAUGUUGGAAAGGAAACAUGCUGCUAAGAUGAGACUGAAGGAACAGAGAAGGAAAGAACAAGAGGCAAACAUUUCUAAAAAGAAGGCAGUCAAGGAUGCUAAGAAGGAAAGAAAACUGGAGAGAAGGAGGUUAAGGAAGGAACAAGCGGAGGCCGACGGUAAAGCCGACAACGACUCUUCAGAAGGCUCAAGUGAGAGCGAAAGUGAGAACUAUGAUGACGUCCCUGAAGAUAUCGACAGUGACUUGCUGAGCGAAGUUGAGGACGCUGUUUGA